This is a messenger RNA of Columba livia (rock pigeon), 1828 nucleotides long. It is a transcript of the gene PINX1, whose product is annotated as PIN2 (TERF1) interacting telomerase inhibitor 1. The transcript has 7 exons. Gene Ontology annotation, molecular function: nucleic acid binding; telomerase inhibitor activity. The record is from RefSeq and is a predicted model, not a curated record. The coding region runs from base 241 to 1314 and encodes 357 amino acids. Gene Ontology annotation, cellular component: nucleolus. Lineage: Eukaryota; Metazoa; Chordata; Aves; Columbiformes; Columbidae.
ACAUCCGCCGAGAAACGCGCGAGAGUUGCCCGUGUACAAUACAGCACUCCUUUUGAGAUCUUUAGUAGAAUUUCAGCAGUUUUACACCCUCUAUUCCUGCUACGGUGGCGGCUAUGCGCCCGUGCUUCGAGGAAUUUUUUAAUCAGGCAUAUAUCUGGACGCCUAUGCUGUGCGCCAUAGAGGUAGGGGCACGGCUGGCGUUUCCUCGGCACGCGCCGCGGCGGGAAGGAGGCCCCCGAGAUGGCGAUGCUGGCGGAGCCCCGCAGAAAGCAGAAGUGGUCUGUGGAUCCACGAAACAGCGCUUGGAGUAAGGAUGACUCGAAGUUUGGUCAGAAGAUGCUGGAAAAGAUGGGCUGGUCCAAAGGAAAGGGUCUUGGAGCUCAGGAACAAGGAAAUACAGAACAUAUCAAGGUUCAGGUGAAAAACAAUAUGCUGGGGUUAGGAGCAACCGUCAAUCACGAGGACAACUGGAUUGCUCAUCAGGAUGACUUCAACCAGCUUCUGGCUGAACUGAACGAUUGCCACGGACAGGGUAAAACAGAGCCCCCAGCGAAUAAUCAGAAGAAGACCUUCAGUCUCGAAGAAAAAUCCAAAUCUUCCAAGAAACGUGUCCAUUAUAUGAAGUUUGCGAAAGGUAAAGAUCUCUCUUUGCGCAGUGAAGAUGAUCUGUCCUGCAUAUUUGGGAAGCGACAGAAGAGCAUGAAGACGCAGGAGGAUAUUACGGAUCCUAAAUCCCAGGAGGAGCAGAGAAGUCACUGCCUCUCUGAGCCUGCAGACGGUUACAAUACGGUGAAAAGCGUCCUCACCGUACAGGAAUAUUUUGCGAAGCGGAUGGCAAAACUGAAGGAAUCCCAGAAUGGAACAGAAACAGAGGUUGACAGUUCUAUCUCAACAGCUGGAGAAGCUCUGGAGCCUUCAGAAGAACUGAAAACCAAAGUCAAAAAGAAAAAGAAGAAGCAGAAGAGGGAUGAGGAGGAGAGUACAGAGCGUUGCGAGAAACCAAAAGCCAAACAAUCUGAGACAGGCAACUUGAAUGGGAAGGAACUGGAUGCUCUGUUAAAUGAAUGUCACUCAGGGAAGAAGAAAAGGAAACAUAAAGAGCAGCAUGAGAGCGAAAGCAUUAAUUGUGAUGAAAAUACAGGCAAUGGAGACAUUUCUACGGGAAUAUCUGAUGGGGAAGAUCUUGGCGUAAAGGACUCUGAAGCAAAGCAAAAGAAACGCCAUAAGAAGAAACACAAAAAGCAAAAAGAGGAGGCAGAUGAGCAGGUGGAAGGGGCGCAGAGAAAGAAAAAGAAGCACUGCAAGCAUGUUUAACCAGUUAAGAGUCAAGCUGGGACUCCGAGAUGAUUUAAACUUCAGCACGUUAGGGAGAAGUCUGUGUAAACACACCAGCCAGGUGCCAAGUUGGGUUUUAGUCCUGACCUUGCUCUACCCCUAGCUUAAACCACAGGCUGGGCUUAAAUACAAGGCUUAAUUUCAAGGGUGACAGGCCAACAUCAGCUUCAGUGGUCAAAAGUUCUUCGUACAGACUGAGUUUGUCUCAAUCCAGGGAGAAGGGGGAUAAAAAGUCACCCUAUUAUUGCCUUUAUUAUUAAAACCACCAUUGUUUUCACUUCCGAUAGCCCAGCUCCGCUUAUGGCAACCAGAGGGGUUUUGCAGAGCUGUAUGGAUUUUUUCACUGAUUUUUGCAAAGUCAUGUACAAUUUUUUCAUUUAUCUCCUUUUACCUAUAAAACAAAUGUUGUUUCUUACCAAAAGAGUGUAAUUAAGGGUUUACACCCAAGUGUCAGUGCUAAAGAAUGAAAUAAAAAACCUCCCUUUGUUUUCUA